AUGACAUCAAGAACACCACUUCCUUCAGUGACGACCAAGACGGACUCACAGCCCGCUCCCAAUGGCAUGGGCAAUGGCCUGUUUGCAACGACUGAUAUCAAUCCCGGCGAAGAUGUCCUGCACAUCAAAACACCAUUUGUGGCUGUCCUAGACUCGCCGCGUUUGGAAGACACAUGUGCUGGCUGCUUUGGAAAAAGGCAGAUGGAAACUGGGAAUGAGUUAAAAGCUUGUACAGGAUGUCGUGUCGUGAAGUAUUGCGAUAGGACGUGUCAAUCGAAAGAUUGGAAGUUUGCGCAUUCCCUCGAAUGCCCCAUCUUCAAGGAAAUCAAGCCGAGGGUGCUUCCCAACAAUGCCCGAGCUCUACUGCGUAUAGUGCUGCGCACUGCGCGCAACAAGUACGACCCUGAGGAAUUCAAGAUCUUUGAGGGCUUGGAGACCCAUAUCAAUGAGAUCGCAGCGAGUCAGGGCCAGCUUGACCGGAUUAUCCUGACAUCAAGAGCCGUCAAGAAUUACUCGGGGACUGACGUGGAAGAAGGAACCGUUUCUAAUUAUGCUGCCAAGCUCGAUCUCAACUCCUUCAAUCUGACCACUUCCAUGUACGAUCGCAUCGGUCUCUACCUGCAUCCAUACGCAGGUUUAAUCAACCACAGCUGCGACUACAACUCCACAGUCGGGUUUGACGGCGAAGAACUGUACGUGAAAGCCAUGCAGCCCAUCAAAAAGGGCGAGCAGAUCUUCAUCUCCUACAUCGACACCACAACGCCCUACGACAUCCGGCGCAACGAACUGAAGGAACGCUACUUCUUCGACUGUCAGUGCACAAAGUGCGCCAAGGGUACUGAGACUCUCGAGGAUCGAUUCUUGUCCACACAAAAAGACAAGACACCCCUCGAGACAGCAGAGCGCGAAGCCCUACAACUCUUGCAGACUGCCAUUGCAUCCGACACAGAGCCAGCAGACUCAAUCGAAAAGCUAGAGGCCGCUAUGCACAAACUCCACGAGACCGGUGCAUGGCCUCUCAUCCGGCAGCCAUAUGCCUCUCUCCGUGACAAGCUUAUCAUCUCUUUACUGACAGCUGGCAAAUUCACCCGGGCAUUCAUCCACGCUGCUAUCCGGUUCUUGCGGAUCGAUCCUCUCCUCUACGACAAGGCUCAUCCCAUCCGGCACGUACAUGCAUGGAGCUUGGUCAGACUAACAGUUUUCCUUUCUCAAGAGGGCUUCCAAUCGGAUCCUAAAGACCCUGUCCAGAUCCAAGACUUCCAGCUCAACUUCCAUUACCUUAUCUGGUAUAUACUGGCCGAACUUACUAGCACUCAGUUGGAGAGUUGUACUGUUCCAAGUUUCAAGAAGCUUGUUGGAAACCAGUUCGUGCAGGUUCAUAAUGAGUUCAAGGCCAAUGGUCUUGAUCCCAGCAAGAAUAAAGCGCUUCUCUCUGCUGAGUGGAACAAGCUGGAACGUCUUGUCGACAAGGCUCUGGAGAAAGAGUAA
Penicillium bovifimosum is the source of this 1488-nucleotide messenger RNA. RefSeq names its product S-adenosylmethionine-dependent methyltransferase. Lineage: Eukaryota; Fungi; Ascomycota; Eurotiomycetes; Eurotiales; Aspergillaceae. The transcript has 3 exons. Gene Ontology annotation, molecular function: protein binding. Bases 1 to 1488 code for a protein of 495 amino acids. Gene Ontology annotation, cellular component: nucleus. The record is from RefSeq and is a predicted model, not a curated record.